AUGUCCGCUGAAACUUAUCCCAAGUGCGAACUGUCCCUGAACGACACCACAACUUACGACCCGUCAAACCCGGUUGCACUUUCAAAACCUACAAGACAAGAGAACGGUGACGUCAUGAUGGAGGUGACGGAAAACCAAUGGACGCAGGUGAGAUGUUCGUGUGAUGGAGAGGCGGCAGGAAGUUCCUCGCUGAGGUGGACCAAGGAUGGAGUUGUGGCUGCUGAUGGGAAUGAGUUGAACCUGAAGAACGUGCAGCGAUCGUCAGCUGGGACGUACAAAUGCACGUGCAAUCGGAUACUGUCUCCUACCUAUGCAGCUUCAUUCCAGGCUUCUGAUACGAAAAAACUUGUCCUCUCCGUUUUAUAUAAGCCGGGUCAGGGUCGCAUCGAUAUUCCUAAGUACAUCAUCAGCGAGGAGAGGACCACAUUCUCCUGCUUCACCGAACAGCCUGGUAACCCUCCAUGCGACUACAUCUGGUACAAGGAGGAGCAAGAAAUUUUCAGAGGUAAAGAUUACGAAUUGAAUCCAGUGAUGCUUUCGCAUGCCGGCAGUUACUCGUGUUUGCCGAUCAACAAGGUGGGGCUGGGGAGCAGGGACUCCAAGCAGGUCGUCGUCAUCGAGUACCCCAAACCGUUAAUGGGUUCUGACGAUCAGGACCUGGUCGAAAGUUCUCUAAUGCCAGCAUCAGCCGUCCAGUUGAAGUGUCAGUUUACUGGGUCACCUCCGCCAACAAUCACGUGGUACAAAGAUGGAAUCCCAAUUUCAAGUUUGGCGGAUAACGACAAGCGGUUUGAAGUAUCGCAGAAGAACGAGGUUCAAUCAGAAAGCCAUCGGUACAUCGCUACUUCCCUACUCAAGUUUUAUGGCCCAAAGAGAACAUCUCUGAAAGCUCUGGAAAGGGAAGAAUCUGGUAGUUACUCGUGUGUGGCCUCUUUCGAUUUCGUCAAAUAUGAAGUUCAGUCACACGUUUCGCUUUUCAUCAAGUUUCCUCCAGAAAUAACAAACGAUAAGAAGCAGUCAGUGGAAAUGCACAAAACUGGACGCAUCUACUUCAAAAUAAAAAGUUACCCCAAGCCUUUUGCGAUCAAGUGGUUCAAUUCCUCGAAAGAAAUGAUACAAAAUUCAUUUGCAAAUAAUGGUGGAAACCACCAGCAAAUUGAUGAAAAAUGGAAAAUUACGACGACUGAUUUUCUCGGCGAGAAAGAUGCUUACCUAACUGUCCUGGAGAUAAAAACUGUGGACGAGUUCGACCUGACAGAGUACAGUGUGCAAGUCGACAACACUGUUAGCAUCGGCACUUCCUCCGUUCAAGUCAUUGCUGCAACGAAACCCAACGCACCAAGUCAAUUAAGAAAUGUGUCCCUUGACUGGAAGUCAGUUGGGCUGGAGUGGCUUGGAGGUAACGACGGAGGCAUCAACCAGCAGUUCGUCAUCGAGGCACGCUCCCCCAAGGACAACUCUGUGAAGGCUAAGAAGAGUGUAGCCAACACAACCAGCAUCGUUUUUGAUGGUAUCGUGAAAUGUUUUCUACUUUUUGUAUUUUAUUACAAUCUCACUUAA
Molecule: messenger RNA, 1560 nt
Organism: Helobdella robusta
Lineage: Eukaryota; Metazoa; Annelida; Clitellata; Rhynchobdellida; Glossiphoniidae
Exons: 8
Coding region: 1-1560 (519 amino acids)
Biological process (GO): cell-cell adhesion
Cellular component (GO): cell-cell junction
Molecular function (GO): cell adhesion molecule binding
Source: RefSeq, a predicted model, not a curated record